Exophiala bonariae is the source of this 1074-nucleotide messenger RNA. RefSeq lists its product as uncharacterized. The transcript has 3 exons. Lineage: Eukaryota; Fungi; Ascomycota; Eurotiomycetes; Chaetothyriales; Herpotrichiellaceae. The coding region runs from base 1 to 1074 and encodes 357 amino acids. The record is from RefSeq and is a predicted model, not a curated record.
AUGGCGACCAGCAGACUAUUCAACGUUCCCAGUGGUGCGGUGGCGUCCGUCCGCAUCAUCGAUACCACGACAUCGAUCAAAAAUCUACCAUUGAAGUUUUUGAUGACACCUCCCAUUGCUGGCAUGGAGAUGAUGCCGGAUCUGCCGACUUGGUCGUUUCUCGUCGAGAGCGACACGGGCAAAAAAGCGCUCUUCGAUCUCGGCGUGCCGCCGAACUGGCGUGAAUUCUCGCCUGCAGUGAUGGACAAAUUGACGACGAAUGGAUGGGAGAUAAAUGCAUCGAAACAUGUUGAGGAGAUAUUGAGGGACCAUCAGGUUGAUCCGGCUUCGAUUAGCAGUAUUAUUUGGAGUCAUUGGCACUGGGACCAUCUUGGGGACCCCUCCACGUUCCCAUCUGGGACAGAAUUGAUUGUCGGUCCAGGCUUCAAGGACGCAUUCUUUCCUGGCUACCCGGGGAAAGAGGAUGCCCCAGUUCGAGAGAGCGACUUCAAAGGUCGCAAUGUACGGGAAGUCAGCUUCGAAGGUUCCGAAGUGCUAACCAUUGGCAAAUUCCGUGCAAUUGACUUGUUCGGCGAUGGCUCCUUCUACCUCCUCGACACUCCUGGACACGCUAUAGGACAUCUUGGAGGCUUAGCACGUACCACAUCCGAUACUUUUAUCUUCAUGGGCGGCGAUCUUUGUCAUCAUGGAGGCGAGAUACGGCCUUCCGAGCACCUACCGUUGCCCGAGAAGGUCCAUCUACAAGCUUUCUCGCAUUUCGCCGGUGGGUUUUGUCCUGGCGCUGCACUAGAAGAGCUCCAGAGGAGUCGAUCAAGAAAUGUCAACGAGCCAUUCUUUGAUCCGAAUAUGGGACUAGAUAUCCCACAGGCGAUUGCGACCAUUAAGAAGACACAAGAAGCUGACGGUGACUCGAACGUACUGUUCAUCUACGCCCACGACGGUUCGCUUCGCGGCAAUGUAGACUUGUUCCCCAAGAGCGCGAAUGAAUGGAAAGAGAAAGGUUGGCGUGCGAAGAUUCUGUGGCAUUUCUUGGGUGAUUUUGAGAGUACUCUGAAGCAGGGAAGUAAGUUGUAG